Molecule: messenger RNA, 722 nt
Organism: Strongylus vulgaris
Lineage: Eukaryota; Metazoa; Nematoda; Chromadorea; Rhabditida; Strongylidae
Source: the annotation of a GenBank genome assembly
AUGAUCACAGUACCCUAUAUGCUCCAAGAACCCACUUUGAAGUGUCUGAUCGUUGAGAAUGUGAUGCGCCACGUUGAGAACGCAUUGUCGAAAGAGAGGGAAAAGCAGACUACUUCAGAUUCUUCUCGACCACCCGAAUCACCAGAGAACGAUAAAGAACAUAAAGAAAAAGAACGUAAAGAUCGCUCACCAGUAGGUCACCAAGACGAUCACAUAGGAAACGCCGACGUACUCCACCAAAAAAGCGCGCAAGAAGUUCCAGCUCAUCUAGUCGUGGAACGUACGACGACUUUGAGUGGUUUUGUCCUACCCGAAGAUGAGUGCCCAUUCGCUUGCAAAAAGUGUCAUCGUGGGUUCUACACCAUAAAAGAACUAGCUGAACACGAAAUUCGUGCUCAUGAUAUGAAAAUUCCUUGUCCUCAUUGUGAUAAGAACGCUGUUUCUAUCACUAAACUGGCUGCUCAUAUGCUUUUUCGUCAUCCCGCUAUGGAAGUCCUUUGUCAUUAUUGCGAUCAGAAAUUUGGAGGAGCUGCUGAGAAGCUAGAUAAAGCGGCUUGGGAUGAUUUCCGAGGACAUGUCUACAAGGAAAUUCUCAAAAAGAAGAUGUAUGAACAUUCUUCGAAGGCGAGUGGUGCAUCAAAUGAUGCAGUAGCACUACGAGGAGUUGGCAGAUGUCCACAUGGGGCUGCUGUGAAAUGCAAGUAUGUACUGUUCGAGUAGCA